This is a messenger RNA of Photinus pyralis (common eastern firefly), 966 nucleotides long. RefSeq names its product putative nuclease HARBI1. Lineage: Eukaryota; Metazoa; Arthropoda; Insecta; Coleoptera; Lampyridae. The coding region runs from base 266 to 937 and encodes 223 amino acids. The record is from RefSeq and is a predicted model, not a curated record. The transcript is spliced from 3 exons.
GUUGCACCAACCACAAUUUAACGGUGGAUUAACAUUAAACCUAGAUUAACUAGCGAUCUACGUUGCACGACUUUUUAAACUGCGUCUAAUAUUACUUAAACUUAGUUUAUCUAAAACCGUCCUUGUUGGGAGUUUAAGCGAAGGUUUAGUAAAACCCGUUCCAAUGCGCAUGACGAAUAAUUAUUUUUCUUUGUUUAUUUGCAACAUAACCCAAUACCUAGACUUGCAUUAAAAUUUGAAUAUUCCAAUUAACUACGUUUGUAUAAUGGAUGAUCAGUAUGAGGAUAUAUUUGAUGAUGAUCUUCAUAUUUUGGAAGUUAUAGAAGAAGGAUUUCCAAGGCGUAUUCAUUUACGUAAAAAUUAUUUUGAAGAAAUGAGUGACUUCACAUUUUUUAGAAAGUUUCGGCUCUACAAGAAUACAGUUUUAAAUGUUCUAGAGCAAAUAGAACCUGCGCUGGAGUAUCCCAAUGAUGUAAAUAACAGUGUGUCGCCAAUUAAUCAAUUGUUAAUGGCGUUGCGCUUUUAUGCCACUGGGGGACACUUGAACGUAUUGGCAGACUUUGGAGGUAUGGAUACAUCCACCAUAUCAAGGAUUAUAGUGAGAGUUUCUGAAGCCCUGGCCAGACUUUAUCCUCGACAUGUGAAAAUGCCUGAAGACGUUGUAGGUGAGCAAGUUCGAUUUUAUGACAUUGCUCGAUUUCCACGAGCGAUAGGAGCGGUCGACGGAACCCACAUAAAAAUAAAAAAUCCAGGAGGGGACGAUGGAGAAAUAUUUAGAAACCGAAAAGGAUAUUUUUCCAUAAAUACACAAGUAAUUUGUGAUGCCGACAUGAAAUUUUCAGACGUUGUUGCUAGGUGGCCAGGAUCUGCCCACGACGCUACCAUAUUUAUGAAUAGUAGAAUUUGUGCUCGACUAGAAAAAGCUUAUCAUAAAUAAAACCACCUAAUUAAUAAUAUUAUGUAGUA